Molecule: messenger RNA, 549 nt
Organism: Exophiala dermatitidis NIH/UT8656
Lineage: Eukaryota; Fungi; Ascomycota; Eurotiomycetes; Chaetothyriales; Herpotrichiellaceae
Exons: 1
Coding region: 1-549 (182 amino acids)
Source: RefSeq, a predicted model, not a curated record
AUGCCAGUGGAGGGAACUGACAGGAGCAGUAGUCGUCAAUUAUACAGUGUUCGUGGUGCUAGAAGAGAGUGUGGUGUUGAUGCUACAAUAGAACAAGGGCGCAGUCUGUGUGUGUAUCUCUACCAACACCGCACCCUGCAAGUGUUCUCCUGUAUCUUCUCUACAUACCAACCCCUUCACCUUCACAACCAUCCUCACCACCAGAGAACUAUUUACGCCUACGACGGCUACUACGACGACCUCUUCCCACAGCUCUCCCACCAUUCCCGCUCUAGCCUCGAGACAGUCCACAAUUUCGUCCACUCCCGAUCCUUGCCAGACCCAGAGAAACUGUCCAGCGACGGGGAUGCUCCUCUUCCACUCCCUAGUCUCCUCGCUAUCCUCCUUCGGUCCAAAUUCCUCUUUGGUUUCUUAGAGAAAUUUUGGGUCGACUCCGUCUGCCAUGAACCCCUGAAAAACAAUCCUACAGAGCAUACGGCACAGCUCGUUUCCCAUGUGCUUUGUCGGGACAGGCCCGUGCUCCUGAGUAAAAGGUCAUGGCACCAGUGA